CAAUUCUCCACAGAGGAAGGAAAAUGAGACUGAGCGCAGAUUUUUCUAGCAAAAACAUACAGGAAAUGCGAGGUUCACAUUUUCGUCUGCAGAUGUCAAGUCCAUUCACGCUCGCUCGAGAACUUAGUUCACUCAUUUGCCAAAAGAUGGCAGCUGUCCUCUGCGUAGUUCAAGCAUCCGGGAACCUCUCCAUAGUAGACAUGGCGGGUAUUAACUUGCGUGAAUGACGAAACUAGUAAAGGUAAAAAUGCAGAAUGUAGCACAAGGAUCCUCUUCAGAUAAUCAAAAACUUGAAAAAGUGAAUGUUCACCACGAUAUAGGGAAAUCGUCGACUCCCAUAUCUUCCAACUCAAGCCCGACCAAGUCUGAAACAGAGACCUAUUCGGAGCUGCAACCAAGAUUUAUGACCGAUUCAUCAGAAAGUGAGGAGGACGACGUUUCUGAGGUUGAAUCCUUUGUGAUUGACCAGGCUGAGUUGGACGAGGAGUCGCGCCUGGAAACAUCCAAGUUCCUGCUCUCUCCAGAGGACACUGACCACUCGGUUGAUCCUGAGACGCAGGCCCGGCUGGAAGCUCUCUUGGAGGCAGCAGGUAUUGGGAAGCUCUCGACAGGUGACGGGAAGCAUCUUGCUGACCCUGAGGUGUUGAGACGAUUAACAUCCAGUGUUUCCUGUGCGUUAGAUGAGGCUGCUGCUGCCCUCACUCGCAUGCGAAGUGAAAAUCCGCGGCCUCAACCUGAAACUCGAUCAUUGGUUGAGGCGUGCACAGACGGAGACGUAGGGACAGUUCGCAAACUACUCACAGAGGGAAGAAGCGUGCACGAAACAACGGAGGAGGGGGAGAGCCUUCUUUCCCUGGCCUGCUCAGCAGGGUACUACGAGUUAGCCCAGGUGUUGCUAGCCAUGCAUGCAAAUGUGGAAGACCGAGGUAUCAAAGGUGACUGUACUCCACUUAUGGAGGCAGCCUCUGCUGGUCAUGUGGACAUAGUUCGCCUCCUAAUUGCCCAUGGUGCUGAUGUGAAUGCUCAGUCGUCUUCUGGUGAGUUAAAUGCUCAGUCUUCUUAUGGCAACACCCCUCUCAUGUAUGCUUGUGCGGGUGGCCAUGAAGAUGUAGUGAAGACCUUACUGGAGGCAGGUGCAAAUGUGGAAGAUCAUAAUGAAAAUGGCCACACCCCUUUAAUGGAGGCUGCUAGUGCAGGGCAUGUGGGAGUUGCUAAGAUCCUGUUGGAACAUGGUGCUGGAAUUAACACCCAUUCCAAUGAAUUCAAAGAAUCUGCACUCACCUUGGCCUGUUACAAAGGGCACCUGGAUAUGGUUCGGUACCUUCUGGAAGCUGGAGCAGAUCAGGAACACAAAACGGAUGAAAUGCACACUGCUUUGAUGGAGGCUUCCAUGGAUGGACAUGUGGAGGUUGCCCGAUUAUUGUUGGACUCUGGGGCUCAGGUGAACAUGCCCACAGACAGCUUUGAGUCUCCUCUCACGCUUGCAGCCUGUGGGGGUCAUGUUGAUCUGGCCAUGCUGCUUAUAGAGCGAGGUGCUAACAUAGAGGAAGUAAAUGAUGAGGGCUACACACCACUUAUGGAAGCUGCUCGUGAAGGCCAUGAGGAAAUGGUUGCAUUGUUGCUGAGUCAAGGAGCGAACAUCAAUGCUCAAACGGAGGAAACGCAGGAGACAGCCCUGACGUUGGCAUGCUGUGGGGGCUUUACUGAUGUAGCUGAUUUUCUCAUCAAGGCUGGAGCAGACAUUGAGCUAGGAGCCUCGACUCCCCUCAUGGAAGCAGCACAGGAGGGCCACUUGGAGCUAGUGAAGUAUUUGCUAGAAGCCUCUGCAGACGUACACGCUCAGACCCAAACUGGUGACACAGCUCUGACAUACGCUUGUGAGAAUGGCCAUACUGAUGUUGCUGACCUCCUCCUUCAGUAUGGCGCUGAUUUGUGGCAAUUUGACCUUGAAAUGUCAGAUAUACUGAGUCGUCAUUGUGAUCGUAAAGAUCCCAGGACGCAGGGUGAAAGAGAAAAUCCCGAUUUUUGGGGCCUCUUGGAGUUGGCACAGGAUCUGGGAGGUCGAACACUUGGGGAGUUAACUAAUACAACAGACACAAAGAAAAAGUUAUGCCUCUUUUCCAGUCAAAAAGUCCAGGUAGAUGACAUUAGUUGGUUUGCUGUCAAGGUUUCUAAUCCAAGUUUGUGUACAAGACAGCAAGUUGGUGGUGGUGUAUCUGUUUGGGACAAAUCCAUGUUGUUCUGGUGGUAUGAGACCUUUGUGCUGGGCAAAGUCUAUCAGUUUUACAGGAAGACACUCCACAACAACAGCACAGGUUUUCAAGUGUAUAGAAGGGAUAGCAUCCAGGCCUGAAAUUCCGAACAUGAGUCGGAAGGGGGCAGGACCCCACUGAUGAAAGCCUGUCGUGCGGGUCAUCUCUGCACUGUUCAGUUCUUAAUAUCUAAAAGGGCAGAUGACAAUUCAACCAUGUUGAUUGAAGCAGCCAAAGGUGGUCACACAAAUGUUGUCCAACUGUUGCUUGACUACCCACAUUCAAUCAUGAUGACUACUCCCCACCCACAUGGUGUGGCAGGGGCUCAACCCGCCCAGGCGACUGCUGGUGUGUCAAGUACUGCCGGCUUGCAUGAGGUCCCUGAAGCAGUGCGUGUGGUGCCACAAGAAGAUUUGCAAGUGACCUCUGGCCAAGCAGCUGGACCAGCAAAAUCAACUGGCAGCCAAGCUGGGCGUCUUGUUGAGCAUAUGCCUACCCAGCAAAAGCAUAACACUCAAAAGUCUUUGCUGCGCAAGAGUCGUUCCUCUAUUAUGAUGAAUGAAAACAACCUGACUUCUGCCGAAGUCCAGCAGGUUCGGAACCAACCUCUUGGAGAUAGUGCUGGUGGAAGUGUCCCUUCCAAAGAUGAAAGUAGCCUUGCCGAUAAGGGCAGUACUGUGAUUCCCUUGGAAACUGGAGAGAAGGCACGGAAGCAGCAGUCUGUACGAGAAGAUCAGGCCUUACAGAAGCAGCAGAUUCUCGAGGAGUUGCAACCGCGCGCUGCGUGUGUGCAGAGGGUGGAGCGGGAGCUUCAGGAGAAGGGCCCCUCCUCUCAGCUGCUGCUGACGUCCCCUGCUCCAGAGGGCUCUGCCCCAUUGGGCUCUGCCCCAUUGGGCUCUGCCCCAUUGGGCUCUGCCCCAUUGGGCUCUGCCCCAUUGGGCUCCGCCCCAUUGGGCUCCGCCCCAUUGGGCUCUGCCCCAUUGGGCUCUGCCCCAUUGGGAUCCCUGGGCCUUGUGCCCAGCCUCAACAUUGAUCUGGCCUCUCAGCCUAUGCCUGCACAAGGUAUGGUGUGUGCUCCGGGCAUGCCCGGCACGCUGUUCCAUCAGGGCACCAACCACUCUCUCUCAGUCCACAACUCAUUUUACACAGGCGGAAAGGGCCAGCUGCCAACUCUGACCGCCACUUGUGCGAGCAACGGUACUGCGUGUCUGCAGCAGAACCAGGUAUCGGCUACACCCCCCAAUGGAGAGGGGUUUGUUUCAGCGGCAGCCUCCUAUCCUCCUCCACCUCCUACCACGCAGCCUGCGGCGCAUUCUCAACCAGUCAGCGCCACUGCAGAUGUGGUUCAGGCUACGGCAAUCAGUGACCGGCCUAAAGCCAAACCCGUUUCCAAAAAAGAGGGCAAAACUCUCCGCAAGCUGCAGCAACAACAACAAUUAUUACAAAUGCAACAGCAAGCCCAACAGCAAGCCCAACAGCAAGCCCAACAGCAAGCCCAACAGCAAGCCCAGCAGCAAGCCCAGCAGCAAGCCCAGCAGCAAGCCCAGCAGCAAGCCCAGCAGCAGGCUCAGCAGCAGGCUCAGCAGCAGGCUCAGCAGCAGGCUCAGCAGCUGGUUCAACAGCAAGUUCAACAUCAGGUGCAGCAGCUACAGCAACAGCUACAGCAGCAGCAACCUCAAUCUCAACCACAGCAGCUGCAGAUUCAGCAGCAGCUGCAGGCACAGCAGCAGCUGCAACCACAGACUCAGUCACUUCUUGUGCAGCAGCAAGCACCUCCACAGCAGCCAUCUCAACAGCUCUCCCAUCAACCUCAACAGCAAGUGCCCCUGCAGUCUCCAACUCAGAUUCAGCCAUCCACCUUGCCAGCUGUGCAGGCCCAGCCCCAACAGCCAUCACAGCAGCAGCUGCAGCUGCAGGUGCACCAGAUACAACAAGCUCUGCAGCAGCAGCAGCAGCAGCAGCCACAGCAGCUACAGCCACCCCAACAGGUGCAGUUCCAUCAGCUGCACUUCAGCCCUCAACUGCAGCCUCAGGUGCUGCAUCAGGUGGCGCCAGAAUGCGAGGAGCAGCAGCAUCAGCAACAUCAGCAUCAGCAGCAUCCACAGCAACAGCUGGUGCAGACAUCGCCGCCGCACAUGAACACCUCUGUCCUGAAGCGCAGCCUGCCUCUGCCUCUGCCUCUGCCUCUGCCCGUGCCCCCCACGCCCAGCCACUUGCUGGUGCAGCUGCAGCAGCUGGAUGCAGCUGCGCUGCCUGGCCCCUCCGCUUCCCAUGUGCAGAUGCAGAAGCACCUGCCUGCGCGUUGCCUGCAGCAGCAGAUCAUCCCUCCAUCAGCCAUUGAGCACACAGAUCUAUCUGGUCUCCUAGCUGACCAGCAGCAGCGGUGCCAGUUAUUUGCAGCAGCUGCAGAAGAAGCCCUUGCUGAGGUUGAGAAACCUAGUAAAGUAGAUGAAACUUCGAGAAUUGAACUGGAAGAAGCCAUGGAUGAAGUUGCCCAGACCUUGGGGGGCAUUACUCUGGAUGAUGUUGCAUUAGCUGCUGCUGCUGAGCGUGAAGAAUUGAAACUUCUGCAAGCACAGCAGUUAGGUGGGAGCCAGGCUGUUCUGGAGGAAGCCAUUUCUGUUAUGACAGCUUCCCAGGCCCCUGUGCAGGUUGGCUCUGCACACACUGAUGUAGCCAGGGUGGAGUACUUUGCUGUACCUUCCUCAGGGGCCCAAAUUCCAGCAUUACAAGUUCAACAUAGUUCUGGCUUGCAUCUGCAGUAUCAGCAGUACCAGUUGACUCCUGGUUUAACUGUUGCUACUAGUGGUGUGCAAAUCCAAACAGGGGGCUCCUUGGAAGUCACUGGAGGCAUACAGAUUACAGGCAACAAUGCUACUGCUACAAGCCCUCUUCCUUCCACGCCUAUUCUGAAUCCACGCCUGAAUGGACUUCAGACAGUAGCAGGAACCACAUUCCAAUCGCAACUACUGUUGCAGUCACCCCAGAUUGCAUUCUCUGGCCAACCGUUGCCUCCAUCAGAUGCAGUGGUGCAGCAUAGCAGUGCUACCACCAGUAGCUCUACUCAGUACGUGCAGCCUUCCUGCACCGCUCACGUCCAGGUGGCAACUCAGACCACAACUGACAAGAAGGGGCCAGCACCAGUGGCUGCAGCUCCUGCCGGCACAGGGACUGGGGGAGGGAAGGGCAAGAAGCCUCGCUACCAGUUGCCUCCACGCCAGGCACCUGCCCAAGCCUCUCAGAAUAUCUCCCAGCAGAACUACCAGAUUGAUCCGAAUGCAGGUGUUCAGUACACUACCAGUGGCUAUGGAGGCACCCAGUGUCCUCAGCAAACCCCAUUCUCUUGCAUGGAUGUUGAUUCUGAAACGGACAGUAACCAUGACACUGCGUUGACCCUCGCUUGUGCAGGUGGUCAUGAAGAACUGGUAGAACUGUUAUUGUCUCGAGGAGCUGACAUUGAACAUAGAGACAAGAAAGGAUUUACACCUCUCAUACUGGCUGCAACUGCUGGCCAUGAGAAAGUUGUUGAAAUACUUCUUAAUCAUGGGGCAGACAUAGAAGCGCAAUCUGAAAGAACAAAAGAUACACCACUGUCACUUGCCUGUUCAGGAGGGCGAUAUGAGGUGGUAGAAUUGCUGCUGACACGUGGUGCUAAUAAGGAACAUCGCAAUGUAUCUGAUUAUACUCCGCUGAGUUUAGCAGCAUCUGGUGGUUAUGUGAACAUCAUUAAGUUGCUGUUGGCUCAUGGGGCUGAGAUAAAUUCACGCACAGGAAGUAAGCUAGGCAUCUCACCUCUCAUGUUAGCUGCCAUGAACGGUCAUACAGCUGCUGUGAAAUUGCUGUUGGACAUGGGUAGUGACAUCAAUGCUCAGAUUGAGACUAAUCGCAACACAGCUUUGACAUUAGCUUGCUUUCAAGGGAGACAUGAAGUUGUCAGUCUCCUAUUAGAUCGCAAAGCCAAUGUGGAGCACAGAGCAAAGACUGGCUUGACCCCCUUGAUGGAAGCUGCAAGUGGAGGUUAUGUGGAGGUAGGCAGAGUGCUCCUAGACAAAGGUGCAGAUGUAAAUGCACCUCCUGUGCCUUCCUCUAGGGACACAGCACUAACCAUUGCUGCAGACAAGGGUCACUGCCGCUUUGUGGAGUUGCUGUUAUCAAGGGGAGCCCAAGUAGAGGUGAAAAAUAAGAAAGGCAAUUCACCUCUUUGGCUAGCAGCUAAUGGAGGUCAUUUGAAUGUAGUUGAAUUAUUGUACAAUGCUGGAGCUGACAUUGAUUCCCAAGACAAUAGAAAGGUGUCGUGUUUAAUGGCAGCAUUUCGAAAAGGCCAUAUGAAAGUUGUGAAAUGGAUGGUAAAUCAUGUCACUCAGUUCCCAAGUGAUCAGGAAAUGACAAGAUAUAUAUCUACUGUCAGUGACAAGGAACUUCUGGAGAAGUGUCAAGAUUGUGUAAAGAUAAUUAGAGCAGCCAAAGACAUGCAGGCAGCAAAAGCCAAUAAGAAUGCUAGUAUUUUACUUGAAGAAUUAGAUAUGGAAAAAACAAGAGAAGAAUCUAAAAAAGCUGCAGCUGCCAGGAGAAGAGAACGUAAGAAGAAAAAGAAAUUGGAGAAGAAAGAAGAAAAGCGUAAGCUCCAUGAAGAAAACAAGAAAAACGAGAUAAUAUGUCAAGAGAAUGAAGAGGCUAGUAAGAAGACAGAGGAAGAAUCUGUGGAAAGAACUGAAGAACCUGAACCAGAAACAGCAGAAGCUCGCUGCUGCAACCCCUCACCAGGUGCUGAUUCUCCUGUAAGAGGAGGAGAAGUCAUGGACAAAGAAGAAGGGGACAGUGGUAUAGAUGCAAAUAGUCAAGGUAGUUGUAGUAGCAAUGAUGUGAAAUCCAAAGAGAAGCGCAAGGACAAGAAGAAGAAGAAGGCUGGGCCAGUACCUCCUCCACCUAGUGGCAGCAGCAGCAAAGGCAGUGAUAAGGAGAGUUCUCCUCCAUUGGCAAGUUCUUCUUCCCCGGAUCCUGCUGUGAGCCGAGGAGCAAGUACAAGUGCUGCUAAACCCAGAGAACCUGUUGUUUCGGAAGUGAAAGAGAGACGAAGUAGAGAUGUUGAGACUCCAGCACCAGUGGCAAGUGUAUCCAACCAUGAGGGAUCAUCCAAAGUGGGAUCACGGAGUACUCAAGCACCGGAAAGAAAGCCAAAAGGACACUUGGUUUUUGAAGCUUCAAGACCACACCCUGCAGAACGGGAAGAUUUUGAAGCUACAGGCAAUGAAUCCUAUAUUCCUGCUGCUAAAACAGGCAACAAGAAGAUAUCUUACAUGAAUCAUUAUUGUGAUGGGGAAGCAGCGUCCAGCUCUUGUACUGGGAAAAACACUAUCAAUUCAACAAGCCCAAAGCAAGGAGGCAAGAGAGAGGAAGGCUGGAAAGAAGUAGUUCGAAAGCGAGAAGUGGGCAGAAGAGAGGGUGAGAGCAAAUGUGAGCUGUUGUCAACCGAUCGGUAUUUGAAUUCUCCAUUUAGGUCCAAAAAGGUUUCUGUGCCACUUAAUGCUAUAAGUCGUGUGAUUGGACGUGGAGGCAGCAACAUCAAUGCUAUUCGAGGUGCAACUGGAGCACACAUUGAAGUGGAGAAGCAAAGCAAGGGUCAAGGAGAACGCAUUAUCACCAUCAAGGGUUCUGCUGAGGCUACAAGGCAAGCACACACUUUAAUUGCAACUUUAAUUAAAGAUCCUGAGGUUGACAUUUUGCAAAUGCUGCCUAAGUCUACAAAAUUAUCCGUUGUUGCCUCUUCUUCAUGGGAUAAAUCAUCAAGCUCGGCUUCAAAGUCAAAAUCGUCCUCUGUGAAGUCUGGUGGAUCAUCUGGUGCACCCAGUUCCUCUCUCAUGGGCCCUUCUUCAUCUUUACUGACUAAAUCUGUUUCUGCAGUGAUGGGUGCACCAGUUCCACUUCUUCCCACUCUUCGAUCUGCAAGUGCCAGUAAGUUGAGUAGCCCCUUUCCACCACCUGUGACUAGGGGAACAGCUCCGCGCCUUGUAGCUGCAGCUGAAAAGAGAGCAGCUGCUGCUGCAGCUGCUCAGUUGGCUGCUGCAUCCAACACGAAGACCACCAUGUCUUACACAAACGCCAUCAUGACUGCAGGGAGAGCCACUAAGAUAGUGAGCAGUACCACUACUCAAACGUUUGCUGCUAAAUUGACUGAGACAACAGCCAGUAUGCAGCACCCUCCUGGUGCUCCUACCCCACUGACUGGCCCAAGCAAACCACGAGGUGCGCAUACUGCCUUGGGCUCUCAACCGUCUGUGGCAGUGUCGUCCACAUCUCAGCCUGUGCUGCCUCAAUCGCAGGCCUCCUCCACUGUGCCAUCCCCUAAGCACCAUCGACCUCUACCUGCCUCCUCAGCUCCUCCUAGUAUCCCUGGCCAGUACCAGAUGACCCCCAGUAAGGCUCCCUUCUCAUCAGCAGUUGUUGCUCCUUCAUCUGGGGCCUCUGGGCCAUCUACUUCGAGUGUGCCUGCAACAGUCAGUUCAGCAGGUGCACCAUUGUCCACUGCGAGUGCCUCCAGCCAGGGUAGGAGCAGCACACCACUGGCUCAACCUACCCAGGAGUCCCAGUCAGUAGUUGUACCUCCAGCUCCUGCCAGUACCACCAUGGUGUACUCAUUGUUUGAUGACAAUUUUACAAAGGUGGCUCAGCAGUCGAUGUGGGGUCGUGAAAAUGACAGUUCUCAGAAGGGCAUGAACUUUGCUAGUGUUGCUGCUGCUGGAUCCAGCACUGGAUCUGGAUCCACAGUUUCUUCAGCCAAGUUCCUGGACAAUGCACCCCCGCAGGUGGAUGCUGCAAAAGCACCUGGCUACCGAGGCAAUGCUGUGUGCUCGCCUGUCUCUUCCAAGGCCAGCAAUGCCAGCAGUACAACUCCUCCCUCAAUGCCUCUGUCUUCUGCUGGCUCUUACCAGUCCUCGGGAUACUCUUCAGAGCCCUGUGUACCCCAUUCGGCUGGCCCUGUCCUCUCUGUGACCUCCAAACAACAGACAUCACAGCCCAGUCAUAAUGCUGGGUUGCCUCCAGCUGCUUCUGGUGUUGGGGUUGUGGGGCAGCCUCCUUCGGCCCACAUGGACACUGCUCCCUUGCCUUUUGGUGGGCGACCUGUGUUCCCUGGUGGAGAGCUACCUCCUCGAUCUGUUGCCCACCAACAUGGUAUCAUUGUUUCAUCAGCUCAGACUGCUUUGGAGCACCCCACUCUCUACACUCCAUCCUCAGGAGGCUAUGGACCGGAUCAGCAGGCAGCUGGAGCAGCAUUGCUGAAGAUGGUGAGCCAAGGGGAACACCAACAAUUGCAGUCUGCACCUCCUCAGCACGGACCUCCCCAACAGCAGCCUCAACAACAACUUCAAACGCAUGCCCAACAACAACAACAACAACAACAACAGCAGCAGCACUCACAACAGCAACAUCAGGUGCAACAUGCGCAGCAGCAGCAGCAGCAGUCACAACAGCAUCAUCAGCACCAGCAGCAGCAGCAGCAGCAGCAGCAGCAGGUGCAACAGCAACAGCAGGUGCAUCAGCAACAGCAGCAGGCCCAACAACAGGCUCAGCAGCAACAACAGGCUCAGCAGCAACAGCAGGCUCAGCAACAGCAGCAGCAGCAACAACAACAGCAACAGCAGCAGCAGCAGCAGCAGCAACAGCAGCAGCAGGUGCAGCAGCAGCAACAGCAGGCUCAACAGCAGCAACAGCAGCAGCAAGCACAACAGCAACAAGCACAGCAACAGCAACAGCAGGCUCAGCAACAGCAGCAACCUCCUCAGCAAGUGCAGCAACAGCAGCAGCAGCAGCAGCAACAACAACAACAGCAACAACAGCAGCAGGCUCAGCACCAGAUGUUGGCUUCCUUUCACCACCAACAUUCCCAUGCUCACCAUCCUAUGUAUUCACAACCUCAGCAGAGCUUGGGUGUUUCCUCUUCCCCUGUCAACACUAACACCACUGUGAGCAUGUCAAGGCUCAACCCUCGGGCUCCUGACUUCUCUCUCCAACACCUCUCAAACAAGUCUCAACCAUCCAAUAUGUUCCCUGCAUCAGCCAACUUCCACCAAAGGUCAAAUGUCAUGCCUCCGCCUCAGUCAUCUUUGCAGAACUCUACUGCUGCUGGCCUGGCAACAAUGCUGCCUAAUAUCUCCUUUCCCAUUGGCAAGGCUUCCCUGGGCCCUUAUCAGCACCACCAGCAGUUGCCAGCAGCUGGACCUGCUCCCACUUCCAACCUCACCGCCAACGGGCAGCGCUGGCCGCUGUACCCACCCCACCCGUACCACCCGAAUGCCCAUCAUCCUCAUGCGCAACCUGACGUCGUAGGACAAGUGGGCUAUUCAGGCAACAUCAAUACAAUUGCACAUUUGGCUGGUCUGGCCACAAACCUGAAUCAUCCAGGCAACAACAGCCCUGCAGACCUGCUGGCAGGCUUGGAGAAUGGAGGAAUGGUAGGAGGAGGGAAUUCCCCAGCUAUGUCUCCGUCAUCACCUGCUGGAAGCAAUCCAAACCCUGUGGGAGAACAUGGGCACCACAAGCUAGAAGACAGAAAAAUUCCUCGCCCUAUUGGCACAGAGAGAGCUUCAUGGAAGAACUAUGCCAAUGUGGGUUCUGUGGCUACCACUGCAGAUACAGACCCAAUGGGCUGGAUGCUGGGAGGUGGUGAGCCUAAGAUGCCAGUGUCUGCCUGGCCUGGUGCUAAUAUGAGCCAUGCCAUGGACAGGCAUCAAAUCUACAGGCCAAAUCCUUCUCAUUAUGGGAGAAUUCCACCUGCAGAUGACUUACCCCACAUGGUGGAUACCCCGUUCCAGCCUGGACAUCCUGACAGCCAACAUUCGUUCCACAAUGGCACGACAGCCGCAGCGCUGUCCCUAAUACAUGGCCUGCCCAUGCUGCCACACUACAACACAGGUGCAGAUAUGGGGGCCCCUGACAGUGUGAAAAUGGAAGCACCCAGUUGGGAUACAGCCUCUCGACUGGGCAUGACAGACGUGCAAGAAAAGCAACAUGUAAGAGACUUCCUUGCUUCACUUGGCAGUUGCAGAUUCUCUUAG
Gryllus bimaculatus (two-spotted cricket) is the source of this 11305-nucleotide messenger RNA. NCBI's taxonomy places the organism in Eukaryota, Metazoa, Arthropoda, Insecta, Orthoptera, Gryllidae. The record is from the annotation of a GenBank genome assembly.